AUGGUUCUUUCUUCAUCAUCUACAGGUCGCCGGAAUGAGACUCCCUCUCAUCAUCAGCAAAAUAUUUCAUUUGAUGAAAUUGAUGAAGGCCUACUCUCGCAGUUUCAACAAGCUCUUCAACAAAAUGGAACCACAUCAUCCUCUCCUCGCUCUAUAAUCGAUCAUGAUGAUCAUCACCCGAACCCAAUUUCAUCCUUUCUCCAAUUCCAAAUGAAAAAGGAAAACGAAGAGUCUUGUUCCUUUCUCAUUUUUUUAGUAUUCGAUUUGGAAACGAAUCAUUUCACUCCAAUGAAUAAUUUCCCAUCCUUGGCUCGACACCUAUGCUACCACGAGAAUUCUGUAAAGCAAUUGAUUGACACUCGAGUGCUCGAGUUGAAAAAAUUUGGAACCACUCGUAUCCGAAUGGAUUAUGUCAGAACAACAAGUUCACAACAACAAGGUUCAACAAAUCAUCAUGAUUUUCUUCCGUGGCAUGGUCAUGUCGUUAUUUUGACAAAACAAUAUUUACAGAGCUCUUUGAUCGAUGCUCAGUCAUGCAUGGAAAUGAUGCGUGAAUUGGCCAAGAGAAUUUCCUUUGAUUUGAAUUAUUAUCAAGUUAAAACGUUGAUUCUAUUUCCUCUGAUGUUUCAUUCGCAAUUGUAUGAGUUUAAAUAUUGGAACAAGUAUGGAUGCAAACCUGAAUUCUGGAAGGACGCGUUUUCUACUCAUUUGCAAACCGUUCAACAAUGUUAUGUCAUUUCACAACCAGGAACGACAUGGGACAAUCGAAGAAACAACUUUACAGUGGUCACUUACAAUUUACUCGCUCAAAGUUAUAUCAGAGACAAGCUCUAUUAUUACUGCAAUAAGGAAGAUUUGAAAGAAAAUGUUCGUGCUCAGAGAAUACUCAAACAAUUGCAAGAAAUAGAAGGAGACAUUUUAAUGUUUCAAGAAAUAGAGAGCAAUGUGUUGCGAGUCGUCAAGAAUGCUGUCACCGAUGCGUUUUCAAUUUUUGAAAAGAAGAAAGACCGUGAAGAAGGAUUGGCUCUUGUUAUUGACAAGAUGUAUUGGGAUGUCCUGGAUUCUGGCUGUUAUGUAUUGAAAUUAGAUGAACCUCAGAAAAUGGUCUAUGCCAUAUGUGUUCACAAAAAAACCAAACGCAAAAUUAUUGUUGCCACAACCCAUCUAAUUGGUGAUCCACAAAAGUUAGAUGUGCAAGCCGAGCAAGCGAACUCUGCCAUUAAUUUACUUACUUUUAUACGAGAGCAGCAUGAUUUUAAAUCGGAUAUCAAGUGUUCUGCAAUCAUUAUUGGAGGAGAUUUCAAUGCAGAUGUUCGUUCUAAAUGCUAUUCUCUCUUUUUGAACAAUGGAUACAAGAGCUCUGUUAAGGAAAUUCAUGGAAACGAACUUGAAAUUACUUUUAACACCAAUUCCAUUCAUAAGUGCAUUGAUUUUUUGUUUGUGAAAACAUGUAGUCCACUAGGUCAGCAGCCCCAAGUGGACUGCAAUAAGAGUAUACAUCAACCUCAAAUUAUCAUUAAGGAAAAUGAAUUUCUUCCCAACCAAAUUCAUGGCUCAGACCACAUUCCCGUCUAUGCUUGCUUUUCUGUGAAUUAG
Messenger RNA from Naegleria lovaniensis, 1596 nucleotides. RefSeq lists its product as uncharacterized. The record is from RefSeq and is a predicted model, not a curated record. The coding region runs from base 1 to 1596 and encodes 531 amino acids. Gene Ontology annotation, molecular function: poly(A)-specific ribonuclease activity. The transcript has a single exon. Lineage: Eukaryota; Heterolobosea; Eutetramitea; Acrasida; Naegleriidae.